Messenger RNA from Trichoderma reesei QM6a, 843 nucleotides. RefSeq lists its product as uncharacterized. The coding region runs from base 1 to 843 and encodes 280 amino acids. The record is from RefSeq and is a predicted model, not a curated record. The transcript has 3 exons. Lineage: Eukaryota; Fungi; Ascomycota; Sordariomycetes; Hypocreales; Hypocreaceae.
AUGCCCUCAACACCUUGGAUCUUCAUCUGCCCCUCCAGCAGAGGCAUCGGCCAUGCCCUCACUCGCCACGUCCUGCGGCGCACGGCUCGCCUGUCCCCGUCCGUUCCGAUUCUUGCAACGACGCGGCACGUUGAUCCUGGGGCUGCCAAGGCGGCUCUUUUGAGGGAUCAACGCCAGAGAAACGAGCUCUCAAAGCGCCUCUUCGUCGUCCGCUGCGACGUCACCGACGAGUCCACCGUGGCGUCCGCCGCCGAGGAGGCGCGCCGCCUGUUCCCCGGCGACACGCACCACCUGCACCUGGCCUGCGUGCUGCCGGGCGUGCUGCUCAACCCGGAGAAGUCGCCGGCGCAGGUGGACGCGGACGCGGCGCUGCAGUCGUUCCGGGUGAAUGCCGUUGGUCAGAUGCUCGUGGCGAAGCACUUUUUCGGGUUUCUGCCCAGGAGGGCGACGGCGAUGCCGGCGGGAGGAAAGCCAAAAGAAGCAGCACUGCGUCUUCCUCAGCACGCAACAUGGCUCAGCAUGUCGGCGAGGGUCGGUUCUACGACGGACAACCGCUCCGGCGGCUGGUUCUCGUACCGCGCGAGCAAGGCCGCCGUCAACAGCAUCACGCGCAGCCUCGACGUCCAGCUCCGCGCCAGGGCCGGCGACAACGCCAUGGCCGUAGCCUACCACCCGGGCACGGUCAAGACGGACCUAAGCAGGGACUUUUGGGGCGGCGUGCCCGACGAGAGGCUCUUCAGCCCCGAGUAUGCCGCCGAGAGGCUCAUUGACGUGGUCUGCGGGCUUGGGGUGGAGGAUAGGGGGAGGUGCUGGGAUUGGAAAGGGACUGAGGUGCCUCCUUGA